AUGAGACUGCCAACUCUUCUUGCUCUCGCGGCACUGAACAUCAGCUGCGGCUCCGCUGGCGACCCUGGUCAACAGCCUCUUCGGGGGGUAUUCUCAGGUGCUUCGUCGCGGACAUCGGCGCUUCUCAGCUUGCACAAAUCGCUAGUCGAAAUACCGUCAAUAUCGGACUCGGAAAAUGAGGUGUCCCAUUUCCUGAAGGGCUACCUCGAGAAACAAGGGCUCAAUGUCGAGACUCAGGUCGUCCAGGGUGGCAAGAACAUUUUCGCCUAUGCUGGGACAUCAAGAAAAACGAGAAUUCUCGUAACAUCACAUAUUGAUACUGUGCCACCCUUUUGGCCGUACGAGCGCAAAGGCGAUGAAAUCUGGGGUCGUGGUUCAGUAGACGCCAAGGGCAGCGUGGCAGCACAAGUCAUCGCGUUUCAGGAGCUUCUUGACGCUGAGAAACUCAGAGAUGGUGACGUUUCGUUGCUGUUCGUGGUCGGCGAGGAGAACAGCGGUAGAGGCAUGAAAGCCGCGAAUAAUCUUGGACUCUCGUGGGAGGCUGUCAUCUUCGGAGAACCGACGGAGCUGAAGUUGGCCAGCGGGCAUAAAGGGGGUAUCGGCUUCAAACUUGUUGCCAAGGGGAAAGCUGGCCAUUCUGGCUAUCCUGAGCAGGGCGAGAAUGCCAUCGACUUGCUUGUAAAGGGGCUGGCUAGCCUUCAGAAGCUCGAGCUGCCUUGGAGCGAACGCUUUGGUAACUCGACGUUAAAUGUUGGAAGAAUUGAAGGAGGUGUGGCAGCGAAUGUGAUUCCCGCAGACGCAUCAGCCACUGCGUUGAUCAGAAUUGCGGCGGGAAGUCCUGAAAAGGUAUUGGACCUGGUUCGAGAUGCAGUUUAUAAUGCAGCUCCCGAAUUGGAGGUGGAAUCCAGAGCUCCAGGCAAGGGUCCAGUGCCCAUAGACUAUGAUAUCCAAGGGUUUGAGACUGCCGUCAUGAACUAUGGUACUGACAUACCGAAUCUGGAAGGCAACCACAAAAGGUACCUCUACGGGCCGGGAACGAUACUGGUUGCUCACUCGGACCAUGAACACCUCACAACCCAGGAUUUAGAGACGGCCGUGGACGGAUACAAGGUUCUCAUCACAGAAAAUCUGAAGAAAGGUCGCUGA
Molecule: messenger RNA, 1146 nt
Organism: Truncatella angustata
Lineage: Eukaryota; Fungi; Ascomycota; Sordariomycetes; Amphisphaeriales; Sporocadaceae
Exons: 2
Coding region: 1-1146 (381 amino acids)
Molecular function (GO): hydrolase activity
Source: RefSeq, a predicted model, not a curated record